Messenger RNA from Schistosoma turkestanicum, 1072 nucleotides. Lineage: Eukaryota; Metazoa; Platyhelminthes; Trematoda; Strigeidida; Schistosomatidae. The record is from the annotation of a GenBank genome assembly.
CCCGUAUGUUAUAUACAACAUAUAUUUCCACCAAGUCUAAACACGUAUAAUUUUUGUUUAGACACGUGUUUUACCCCAGUCUCUUUGCUUAUUUCGCAGUUGAAAUAUCAUGAAUCGAAUCCCAGCUUGUAUAUAUCUUUUAUGGAUCGUUUGUAUAAGCUGCAUUUAUUCAGCACGACCACUUACACCAUAUCAAAGAACUUUUACACCAGCAAAAAAUAUCAGUUGUGCACAAUGUGAAAUGAAAUUAGAAGCGGAUAAAUCGAAAAGUUUCGUUGAAACUGAUAUGUACCGUCGUAGGUGUUUGGAUGAACCGGAAUUAUUCUUUAAACCAUGUAUUAUAAAUGCUCAGAAUACACCACGUGGAUGUGCUAAACUGACCACUUAUUUGAAAGAACCUGUUGCAAAAGGUCGAAUUAAAGAAGUCACAUUGAUGAAACGUUUCUGUGCUACCGAAGGUGCUGAACCAGAAGAGCUCAAAUGUGUCAAUCGUCCUUCAGAAGGCGGCUAUUCAGAAUUAUGCAUUUGUGGCACAGAUAAUUGUAAUGCUGCUCCACAUUUAUUGAAGUCAUCAUCUUUUCUCAUUUCCCUAACAAUAUCAACUACUUAUAUGCUAUUGAUGAAAACCAACUAACUAAUAUCAUUAUUAGUUAACCUUGUAAGUAGUAUAUAUAAAUACACAUACAGUAGAUUAAAACACAGAGGAAAGAUACUUUUAGUCAGAUGCAUCUAAUUGAUAAGGUGAAAAACAAAACAUCUUAGUUUGCAGUGUCAAUGUGUGAAAACACACACACGCUGACACGUCCGCACGCAAGCACCUACACAAGUGCACAUCUGCAAAAUUAUUCAUUCGCCUAAGUGAUAGACAUAAUUUAUCAUCUGUCCUGCUAUUCGCCCUCUUAAACUUACAUAUAACACAUUAGAACUAUUAACUAUUAUUAUUACUCAUACUAUUGUCAGUCAUGUUGUCUGUUAUUAUAAUGAAUGUAUUUUCUUUGUGUUAUCGUGUAGUAAUCUUUUAUGUAUAAGUAAAACUUAGUUUUUACAUAAAUUUUAUUACUAUCAUCACCAA